Molecule: messenger RNA, 1341 nt
Organism: Ctenocephalides felis (cat flea)
Lineage: Eukaryota; Metazoa; Arthropoda; Insecta; Siphonaptera; Pulicidae
Product: putative transcription factor SOX-14
Exons: 3
Coding region: 351-1289 (312 amino acids)
Biological process (GO): cell differentiation; anatomical structure morphogenesis; regulation of DNA-templated transcription
Molecular function (GO): DNA-binding transcription factor activity, RNA polymerase II-specific; RNA polymerase II cis-regulatory region sequence-specific DNA binding
Source: RefSeq, a predicted model, not a curated record
UUCGAGAAUCAAACAGCUGACUGCUUAUUACUACACCUUAAACUCGACUCACGUUCGCGCUAGUCAUACUCUAUAUCUUGGCAAGUGAAGUUUUGCAAAACGUCCCACGAUAAAACUUUUUAUACUGUGAUCAAAAAUGUUUAAUGCUUAGCGAAACUGCGAUUUAUAUAGCUAAAUAUGUCGAAUCAUCGCAUAACAUUAUUUUUUACGAUUACUAAAUUUUAUUUGAUUCUAUAUUGAAUAGUAUAAAAAACAUAAACUCUAGUAUUAAAUGAAAAAUUAAAUCAAUGCUAACACGCAAAAGGACUAUAACUUAAAACUUGUUUAGAAUUUUUAUAAAUUAUACAAUUAUGUUUUCGACAAAAAUUGGCAAAACAGCUUCUAGUGGAGUUUCUGUAUUUGGAUCUCAACUUGUGGAUAAAAAAUCAUCAACUCCUUACACUGAUGCCACACAGACUAAAAAAAACAAUCCAAAUCAUAUUAAGAGGCCAAUGAAUGCAUUCAUGGUGUGGUCACAAAUCGAGCGCAGAAAAAUUUGCGAACAAACACCAGACAUGCAUAAUGCAGAGAUUUCGAAGCAACUAGGUCGACAGUGGAAAUUGUUAGACGACGAAGCACGUCAGCCAUUUAUUGAAGAAGCAGAGCGCCUUCGCCAACUGCACAUAAAAGAGUAUCCCGGAUACAAGUAUCGACCUAAAAAAAAAACUAUCAAAAAAUCUUCAAAGACUGAAGAACAGAUCAAAAGGACAAAAAAGUCCUUACUUCAACGUGUACUGAGCAAUGAUACAAAUAAUAAUAAAAGUAGCAAACGUUUAAGGAAACGCUAUAAUGUAAAGUCUGUUUCUGCCAAUGUCUCCGAAUCGACUGGCAGCAGUAUAUCCUUAUCAUCUCUCGUCCUUGCUCAAGUGCCUUAUAGUCCCACAUGUGAUACACCAGAUCCCUUAGAAAAUGCGUCGUUUUAUGAUGACUUGUGUCACAACCAAAGUUUUUCUACCGAAAGUGAUAGUUUAAAAAGUGAACACAUGAACGAUGGCCAUAUACUGCUCCCAUUUGAUGAUACAAGUAAUUCUACAAAAUGCUAUGAUAUAACCAGUUUUUCUUAUUUAGAAGCUUUAGAUGAUCUCUUAUCUUCUUCCACUGAUCUCUUGCAUGACAUUGAUUUACCAGUAGUACUUGAAGACACUGAAAUUGCGACUGUAAAUACAGGAUCGCAUCUACAAUUCUCGUUUACAGGAGAUCUGACAAGUACUCUCGGUUUAAGCGCUUGUUUUGAUUCUCAUGAUUACUAGAAUCUUAAGGAUUACUAAAAUGAUAAUUAUUAUUUAGUUACUUAUUAAUAAU